AUGGCUAUCACCAUCACUCUCGGCCCCAAUGGGCAGUACCAAGUCAACGGCGCUGCAAACGGACUGGACCAUAACCUGGACUUGGUGCCCAUCUCUGGAGCAACGAAGCUCCGACGCAUGCUCAAUGAGACAGACGAACUGAUCGUAUGUCCGGGUGUGUAUGAUGGGCUAUCAGCACGUAUUGCUAUGCAAUUAGGGUUCAGUGCUAUGUAUAUGACCGGUGCAGGUACUACAGCAUCACGACUGGGCAUGGCCGACUUGGGUCUCGCUCAGCUUCACGAUAUGAAGACCAAUGCCGAGAUGAUUGCAGGCCUUGAUCCAUAUGGCCCACCUCUGAUUGCUGAUAUGGAUACUGGUUAUGGCGGACCCCUCAUGGUCGCUAAAUCCGUCCAGCAAUACAUUCAAGCCGGAGUUGCCGGCUUCCACAUCGAGGACCAAGUCCUCAGCAAACGCUGCGGCCAUCUCGCUGGCAAGAAAGUCGUCAGCAAAGAGGAAUACCUCAUGCGCAUCCGAGCUGCCAAGUCCACCAUUGACCGUCUACACUCCGACAUUGUCCUAAUCGCUCGUACCGAUGCCCUACAACAAUACGGCUACGAAGAAUGCAUCGAUCGCCUCAAAGCAGCUCGUGACUUGGGCGCUGAUGUGGGUUUAUUGGAAGGUUUCACCUCCAAAGAGCAGGCGCGUCAGGCUGUUCAGGAUCUAGCCCCCUGGCCAGUGCUACUCAAUAUGGUUGAGAACGGCGCGGGACCCGUUAUCACAACCUUUGAGGCCAAGGAGAUGGGAUUCCGGAUUAAUAUUUUCUCUUUCGCCUCAUUGGCGCCUGCGUACCUUGGCAUCAGGGCUGCGCUGGAGAGGCUCAAGACCGACGGUGUGACGGGAAUACCGGAUGGUCUGGGACCGAGGAAAUUGUUCGAGAUUUGUGGACUUUCGGAAUCAAUGAAGAUUGAUGCCGAGGCUGGUAAUUCGGCUUUUGUGAAUGGUGUUUAA
Messenger RNA from Talaromyces marneffei, 987 nucleotides. RefSeq lists its product as uncharacterized. Gene Ontology annotation, molecular function: catalytic activity. Lineage: Eukaryota; Fungi; Ascomycota; Eurotiomycetes; Eurotiales; Trichocomaceae. Bases 1 to 987 code for a protein of 328 amino acids. The transcript is spliced from 3 exons. The record is from RefSeq and is a predicted model, not a curated record.